Labrus mixtus (cuckoo wrasse) is the source of this 1444-nucleotide messenger RNA. RefSeq names its product claudin-4-like. The transcript has 3 exons. The record is from RefSeq and is a predicted model, not a curated record. Lineage: Eukaryota; Metazoa; Chordata; Actinopteri; Labriformes; Labridae. The coding region runs from base 181 to 1023 and encodes 280 amino acids. Gene Ontology annotation, cellular component: plasma membrane; bicellular tight junction. Gene Ontology annotation, biological process: bicellular tight junction assembly; cell adhesion. Gene Ontology annotation, molecular function: structural molecule activity.
CACACAGGUAACAACAGCAGCUUACUCUCUGUUUUAACAGAAACAAGACAAGAGAAAUGUAACACCUACCCUCUCUUCCUGCUGAGAAAUAUUUAAGAUUAUACUGUGUUUUCCGGAGUGUCAGUGGAUAUUUUAGUUCUCAACAGCUCUGGAAUUACUAAAGCACUGCAUGUUUUUCAAAUGGGGGGCCAGGGCAUGCAGAUUGGGGGCCUGGCUCUGGCACUGAUCGGUGUUUUAGCAGUGUGUUUGACGUGUGGACUACCGAUGUGGCGUGAGACAUCUUUUGUUGGAGCAAAUAUUGUGACAGCACAAUCAGUGUGGGAUGGUCUGUGGUUUCAUUGUAUCCUUCAGGCCACAGGUCAGCUGCAGUGCAAGAGACACACUACCCCCAUAACACUGACCACAGACCUUGAGGCUGGACGCGCCCUCACACUCAUCUCCAUCAUUGCCGGGUUCCUGGGCUUCAUCAUCACCCUCCUUGGAGGAGGCGUGGCCAAAUGUAGCCGCGCUAGCCGUGACCCCUUGGAGUCACCGUCCUACUCCUCCUCCUCCUCCUCCUCCUCCUCCAAAUCCUACAGAAAGAAGGCGUGUCUUCUUGGUGGAGCUCUGUGCAUCCUGUCAGGAAUCCUGUGCCUGAUUUCAGUCAGCUGGUCAGCUGCAGCAACCAUCUUAGUUUACAACGACCCCUUUGUGGUGGCGGCCAUGAAGAGAGAGGUGGGCUCCUCAGUCUACAUUGGCUUUGCCUCGUCUGUGCUGCUCCUGCUUAGUGGUGCUCUGCUCUGCUGCGUCUGCGGGGAAGAGGAGAGAACACCACCCUCAUAUUACUCAUACAUGCCGUACAACACCGACUCUCAAUACACUGACUAUUCAUCCCGUAUGGCCAUGCUGAGGCCUGAUGUCAUGACACCAAACAGAUUGAGGAUGAAUGAUCGUCCCUCAAGUGUGAUGGAGCACGUUGCCCAAGUGCACAACAAUAACUCCUUCAGGAAAGCUCAGAGUGAGGCUGGGGUGUAUAAUGCCUGAAAAAGAUCUAGGACACCAGAAAAGGGGAGGGGCUUAUUCAUGGGAAAGUAGCCAAAUCUGGUAGCCUACUUGAGAUUAUUCUUCCUUCUGCUCCUUUUCAUUCACGAUUUGAGAUUUUAUGUUUGAAUAUAUAUUUUUUGUUUGGCAAUGAAUGAAAUAAAUGUAAAUUCAUAAAUAAAUAAAAACACAUCCUGAGCAAGUCAAAACAGUACAGCCUACUGAGUGACCAGUCAUCAAGAACUCAAGCUCUGCUGCCAAUUGUUUGUCAGAACAACUCAAUGUAAGCCCUGUGAAGAUGUCAGUCUAAAAAAUACUUUUUUGGCGAAAUGUGUUUAAAAUGUUGCAAAUUAUUUCAUUUGGAAUGUGUGCAGUUAAAUGUGGUCUUAAGUUUGAACCCAAUAAAGAUCACAAACUUCAAUUA